This is a messenger RNA of Lathyrus oleraceus (garden pea), 909 nucleotides long. RefSeq lists its product as uncharacterized. Bases 1 to 909 code for a protein of 302 amino acids. Lineage: Eukaryota; Viridiplantae; Streptophyta; Magnoliopsida; Fabales; Fabaceae. The record is from RefSeq and is a predicted model, not a curated record. The transcript has a single exon.
AUGAAACUCAUUGAACAUGUAGGUUUGAUGAAAAGUGUUACAGGCUUUGGAAAAUGCUAUGAGGUGCUAGUGAAGGAAUUUAUUGUAAACAUCUUUGUUGACUGUGAUGACAAUAAAAGCAAGGAGUUUAGAAAGGUUUUUGUGAGAGAAAAAUGUGUGGAAUUUUCACCUAAUGUGAUUAAUAGGUACAUGGGCAGAUGUGACGAUGAAUACACUGAGAUAGAGGUGACUGACAACCAGGUUUGCAAGGAAAUUACAGCAAAACAGGUUGUACAAUGGACUAGAAAAAGAAAGUUGUCAGUUGGAAAGUUAAGUCUAAAGUAUGCAAUCCUUCAUAGGAUUGGUGCUACUAAUUGGGUUCCCACAAACCAUACAUCAACCAUCGUCGUUGGAUUGGGGAAGUUCAUCUAUGUAGUUGGUACCAAGACCAACUUUGAUUUUGAAAAUUAUGUUUUUGAACAAACAUUCAAGCAUGUUGGUGCUUGUGUAGUGAAGAUGCCCAUUGCAUUUUGUUCACUUAUAUGUGGAAUCAUUCUUAGUCAACACCCAGGUAUCCUGAAUAGUGUUGAUGUUGCUAGCAAGAGGGAAUCUCCAUUUUCUCUUCACUACAUGUUGUUUGCAUGGACACAUGUCCUAGAUAUUGUCUUGACAUCUGACAAAGAGUCUGUCGGUUCAACCUCCGGGGCUGGUCUGAUUAUUGAAUUAAAAGACACCUGCAAAGCUUUAGAUGAUAUUAUCAAGACCUUCACUAAAAGGAAGAUCAGGCUUGAGAGGCUGAUCAAAUCUUUAGCUGAAGAGAGUCCUGAUAAGAGUGUGGCUGGUGAUGCUGAAGAAGGAGAUAAAGAAGAAGAGGAUGUUGCUGCUAGUGCAACCUCUGCAGAUGAAUCAGAUGCUUCUUCUCACAUAUGA